Bolinopsis microptera is the source of this 9973-nucleotide messenger RNA. RefSeq lists its product as uncharacterized. The transcript is spliced from 64 exons. Bases 26 to 8941 code for a protein of 2971 amino acids. NCBI's taxonomy places the organism in Eukaryota, Metazoa, Ctenophora, Tentaculata, Lobata, Bolinopsidae. The record is from RefSeq and is a predicted model, not a curated record.
AAUAAGAGCGUAUAAAGCAAAUGUUAUGAGGUUGUCAAGUCUUUGUGUGCUGUUUCUUGCAGCAGUUACAGGACUGAGAGCCCAGGAAGAGGGAGCUGCAGAGAAGGAAUGGCCGGAGUGCGAUUCUGCUGCUGCUGAUAAGACAGCAAUCAACCCCCUGUGCGAUCCGUGCUCUCCUAAAGUCUACGUAGAGUACGCCAACCCGCUCAACACAGAGGUGUAUCAGAAAGCAACUGGCCCUUUACUUAGAAACUAUAAUCUGAAGGGCUGGACUCGGUUUAUGAGCGGCACAGGUAAGCUGCUGACCACUUGCCCCCUGAGGUACAGUUGUGGAGGUAUCUACCCUAUCUGGCUCAACUCAGAGCACCCUGAGGAGGAUGCUGGUAUCACUGACGGAGAGGUGUGUGCACAUUUCACUAGUGGUAACUGUUGUACCUGGAAAAGAGCUAUCCGUAUAAAGAACUGUGGCAGUUACAUGGUCUAUCUCCUGACUUACAACUCUCCAGUAUCCAGCUCUUAUAACGGCGCUUACUGUGUUGCUCCGACUGAACAGCCAGACGUGUGUAAUGAUAGUACCUUUACCCUGAAGGAAGACACAAUGGCAAGGGGGGAGCUCCAAACUGCUACUUCUAAUCUUCACGAGCCCAUCGUAACAGAUAAUACCGACAACUGGUUCUCUUUCACGGCUGGUAAAGGGACUAUAAAGAAAAGCUGCCCAGGGCUGCAUCAUUGUGGUUUUAGAUACCCAAUGUGGCUGGGAGGAGAGUAUCCGACAGAAGAAGGUAAAAUAACUAUGUCGAUGGGGCAUGUUGCCGCUACUGCCGCUAACAUCUGCGCCAUCACCCAAUCUGCUCCAGUCUAUAUCGUCAAGUGUGGAUUAAAAUACUACCACAAAUUUCAAAAGUCCACAAAUUACGCUGGUUAUUGCAUAGAGGAAGACUUCUCCGAUGUAUGUGAGAAUGCUGUGGACCUUGCUGAGGAAUGGCGUGGUACAACUAUCGAGAAGACACGUGACCACUGUGACACACUGGGACUCAAUGACUAUGAGAGCUGGUACCGUAUGAAAGUGUACGAGAAGAAGAUGCCGGAUCACUGUGUGGCUCCCAACAAAUGUGGUGGAGACACAGGUUACUAUGUCGGGGAUCUCGGUCACCCAGUUCCAGGCGAGGGAAUUGUAGGUAGAACAUUCCACUACGCCUCAGCCACCAACUGCAAAGCCAACUCUCUUACUGGACACAUCCUCAACUGUGGUAACAAAGAUGACGGAGACGAUUACGUCUACAAGUGGACCAAACCCUCGGGAUGUGACCGUGUGUUCUGUGCAGAGCAGGAUCCCUGCUCCAGCACUGUGUAUAAGAAGCUGGAGGAAGAUUUUAGAGCUGCCAGGGGCCCCAGUACUGAUAGGAUCAGUGACAAUACUCUGGAGCACGGCUGGUACAGAUUCCCCCGGGAUGAAGGUAUCAUGGCUAGGUCCCCUGUCCUGCCUGGACACAGUGGUAUCACCUACCCUGGAUGGUAUGAUGGAGAAUAUCCUCUGGAAGAAGACGAGGAAAAGACCGGAAGAGCCUGUUUCACUGUCAACGGUAACCACUGCUAUCCACAUCAUAUCAGACCUGUGACUGUGAGAAACUGUAAGAACUUCUACGUGUACCAUCUACAACAGACUGCUGCUAACUAUGGUUAUACCUUUGAGCAGGACGUCUGUAAGAAGGACACCGUCAAGCUGGAUCAGGAGUGGAGACUUCAGUACAACCUGGAUGCUAUUGCUAUGACCGACAGUACACUGACGGCUGGUUGGUACGAGGUAACAAUUGGACAAAAGCAGCUAGCUACAGAGAAAACCCUCUAUAAACACGGAGGAACUGGCAAACACCCUGGCUGGAUUGAGGGAGAGCACCCUUCUGAGGCUGAAGGAAUCGUUGAGAGGACAGUGUGGUUCACAACGACUGAUGCGAACACCAAGGGAGCGAGCACUAAAGUUUACAUCAGGAACUGUGGAUCUAAAUAUAUCUACUAUCUCCGACCUUACUCCAACAACUACUUCUACGCGAUCGCAGAUAACGUGUGCCAACAGGGAAGCUACCAGGAGGUAGAUCAGGCUAACAGACUCUACUCUAACCCUUCAGAACUCAACCUCCCCGCCAAUAGCGACAGGAAUUUCUUCAAAACGUACACAGCAUGGUACAGAUUCAUGAACGGUAAUGGUAGACUCGCAGAGUACCCCAAGAUAAAAGGAAAUUGGUGGGGAGGAUUCCAGUAUCCUUAUCAGUUCGAGGAGGGCUCUCAUGCUUCAGUUCCCAAUCCUGGGGAUAUAAGCGAGGAGCUGAUUAUGGAGCACUACAGAAGUCCUGGUACCGGAAUAAGAGGAGGCGUUGACCGGUAUAUCGCCUGGACAUGGAAGCUUACCAUCAAGAACUGCGGUGGUUACUAUAUUUACAAGAUCCCGCCGACUGGUUAUAGUAGAACUGGUCUCGUAGUUGAUGACAAUGAAGAGAGCGUAUGUGAAGCCGGCAGAUACACAGAAAGUGACGACGAAAAGCGACUUGUCUCAUCUACCGAUACCACAACGGGGACCUCUGACUACACUCUGGCUGAAGGAUGGUACCGUUUAACAGCUGGCCUUGGCUACAUGCCAACCUCUACAUUCGUGGGUACACAGUGUUCCACCACUUACCACGGCCACCUACAGUUUCCUCAUCCAACAAAGGAAGAAGGGAUUGUACAGAACAAUGUGAAAUUUAUGAGUACCCAUGCUGGGGUAACUUACAACGUGAAGAACUGGGUAAAGGCCUGUGACGGCUUCUAUCUGUACCGUCUCAAGAAUACCCCUACUGCUGCAACCAGGUAUUGCGAGGCGACACCUGGAUGUAAGAACGCCAGAGAAAUUAAUGAUGAUUGGAGAGUCAACAGCAGGAAAAUGCUGACAGGAAGAUACGAGAGUAGAUAUUUCGGUAACGACGGCUGGGUCUACUUCACCCAAGGUCUGAAGAGGAUCCCAGAGUCACCCCCUCCCAAAGCAGUAGGAGGUUGUAAUUAUAACGGUUACAUAGACUCUCAUCCUAAUGAGGGUGAGGGAGCCGUAACAAGGGUUAUGAGAUUCCCUGGUGUUGAUAAAACGCAAAAUAUCGAGGUAGAGAACUGUGGAGAUAAAUACGUGUACUUCCUAACAAGGACCAUUCAAAACGACUACUGUUACGUAGCGGAUACGGACGUAUGCUCUGAUAACGUGUACAAGGAGGUGGACGAUGUGCGGAGACUAAAAUACUCCCACAAAUACGGAACUGGCUUCACUAGAUUUAACCUUGACAAUCUGUUCAACGGCUGGAUAAGAUACACAAUAGGAACAGGAAGGAUGAUGGAGGAACCUCCAGCAGUGACUAACAUGUGUACCACUGAGUACCAGGGUUGGAUAGAUGGGGAACAUCCCCGGGAUAACGAGGGGGUUGUACAGAGGAAGGUGUGCUGGAAGUAUAACGGUAACGACUGUCACUCUAGUAACGAGAUCUCUGUGAAGAACUGUGGGAAGUACUACGUGUACGGUAUUGUUAAACCGCCUCCCAACAACCAGUACGGUCAUUGUGUCGAACAAGACAAGACCGAGGUAUGCGAGGCAGCCACCAAAUUAAACAACCCCAAGAGAGGAAUGCUAACUCCUACCACUUCAUACGUUAACGAUCAGCUCACGGUGGUGGAAGAUGGUUACUACAGAUUCAUGAGUGGAUUGGGUCGUCUCACUGCGUUCCAAGUCAAGGAUAACAAUUGUGGUGGAACAUACAAAGUUCUUAUCAGUGACGUUCUGGAGAAAGAUGAGGAGAGUGGUGACGCUCUGUUCGCUCUGAGAAUGCAUACAACAGGAUUUACUGGCACUACCUACAGGAACUUAGCACUUAAAUGUGACGGAUACUGGGUAUACAGACUGUUCAAAAUAAACUAUAACCAACUAGCUUACUGCGUAGAGGAGGAUGUGUGCACGUCUAGUGAAAUAAAGAAUAUCUACUCCACCAACGCUCUGCAGUGGGCUGGAGAAAGGACUGGGAACGAAUGGCAAUCUCUGACCUCCGGAUGGUACGAGGUGAAGGUCGGUAACAAGCGUCUUGCUUACUCUCCCUCAGAUCUGUACGAUUGUGGAGCUACUUACCCAGGUUACAUAAACUCUGUCGAGCCCAAGGAAGAGGAUGGUAUUGUACCUGGUAAAGUUUGCUACAGGACCAGCGCUACAGCUGACCAGAGUUCUUGUCAAGUAAUCUCAAUGAAGAAGUGCGCUAACAAGGAAAUCUACUAUCUGAACAGAUCACCAAAUCUUCACUACGCUAUGUGUGUGGAGACUGACGUGUGCGCUAGUGUAGAGGGCACUCCUCUAGAUGAUACCUGGAGACUAGCAGGUGCACCAGUGACAUCGGGCGGAACAGACAACCAGGCUAUUGGUUGGUACAAGGUAACCAUUGGCAACGAGAGGCUGGCCCACACCAGAGAGGAGGCUACAUGUGGAGCUAAAUAUCAAGGCUGGAUGACACUUGGUCGACACCCUGCCGCCUCAGAGGGCACAGUAAACACUAAAAUAUGCUACGACACCGGCAACGGCGCUGAGAGCAACUGCAAGAAGGCUCAGGUGGUGAACUGCGGUGGUCACUACUUGUACCAUCUGGAACCAGCAACUACUUACUACGGAGCCUGUGUGGUAAGCGGUGCUAACGCAAUGUGUGAGGACUAUGAAGAACUAGGGGAGGAAUGGAGGAGUACAGACUACAGUGCCACUCAUACUAAUACAGACACGAGUAUCCUUCCUGGCUGGUACAGAUUCACGACAGGUCGGGGCAGGAUGGCUUCUCACUGUCCUGACUACCUGCACGGAGGUGGUUACUAUCCUUCAUACGCUCUGGAUCUGGUGGAGCCCACUCCUGAUGAAGGACCGAAAGAGUUCACGAUAAUGUGGAGAUACACUGGUAAUAACUGCGCAUGGAUAAAUCAAAAGGGUCAAGUGAAGAACUGUGGAGAUUACCUUGUGUACUGGUUGCCGUAUCAAGGUGCCGGCCGUACUACUUACAACGUUGAGACAGAAGUGUGCGAUUCUUCAUCAUACGAGGUGAUUGAGGAUGACAAUAGACUAGCCUGGAAGGCAACAACCGACAGCCAGUCCGACAGCUCCCUCGCGAUUGGUUGGUACAGGUUCAACAACGGACUCAAAAAGAUAAACGAAGAGUGCACUCCCCAGAAAUACGGAGGUACGGAAUAUCCUGGUUGGAUGGAAGGAGGACAUCCUGAUGUUGGGGAGACAGCAACUAGGAACGUAUAUUUCAGAGCAGGCGCCAACUGCAAACAGACCUCCAAGUCUAUUAAAGUAAAGAACUGUGGAGCCUACUAUAUCUACAAACUGGUUCCAACACUAGCAAGCCGGGCAUACACUGUGGCCAGUGACCCUUGUGGCUCUGAUCCCAGGGAGUUUGACCAGGACGACAGGAGUGUUUACACUCGUAGUGUGUCUAUGAUUAACGAUAAUGGGCUGACUGAGGGGUGGUACCAGUUUACUGUCGGUAACGGGGUGAUGCCCAAGACUGCACCAAUGCCCAAGUCCUGCAGGACAACAUACCCAACAUGGCUAAACGGGGCUGAUCCUAGCCCGGGAGAGGGAGUCGUACAGAGAACACUUUGUGUGGUUAACGGUGUCAACACUUGUCAGUGGCAGAAGGAAAUCAAUGUGAGAAACUGCGGAAACAAUAAGAUGUUGUACUACCUCACAACCUCCCCUCCUUACGUUUACGCUAGAUAUUGUGUUGAAGAUUCAAUGGACAACGUCUGCAAAUCAGCAAAACCACUGGAUGAUGAAUGGAGAGGAGAACGCCAGGCUGGAACCGGUAAAGCUGACAGGAACCUUCCGGAGGGCUGGUACAAGUUUACCGCUCACGCUAAGAGGAUGGCUAACCACCCGGUAAAAAAGAACGUGUGUGGUGCUGAUUACCCUAUCUACAUGGUUGGAGAACACGUUGAGAAGGGAACCUGUUCGCAACAAGGGCUUGAACAAGUCCACUCAGACAUCACCUACCGCUGGAAUGGGAGAUCCGGUACUAUUAUGGAAUGUCAUUGUAUGAACGAUGAUUACAUUUACUACCACGUUCCCAACGUAGUACCUCUGACGUCCUACAACGGGGUCUACUGUGUGGAGGAGGAUCCCUGUAACAACCACGAUAGGAUGACUGGAGACACGAGGAGUCCGUGGUAUACCACCAUUAUCAACAACAACGACCACACAGGCGGUCCAAGAUGGGUUAGGAUAGAGUCAGGACUUGGAGUUAUGCCUAGAUUUGCACCAGAUGCGACCAGCUGUGGAAACAGAAACUCUGGAUGGUACAACGGGGAGAUGCCUGCUGAAGCCGGGGACAUUGUUAAUGGAAAAUAUUGUUUCGUACAUAGUGAAGCUUCUACGUGUAACUAUGAGAAACCCGCGAAAGUUAAGAAGUGUCCUGGUGGAUUCUACGUCUAUCAUCUUCUACCUACCCCCAACUAUCAUUACGGAUAUUGUGCAGAUGCUGACGUAUGUGAUAUAGCGGCAGAAGAGUGGGGAAGGGAAGAGAACCACCGGCUCCAACACACAUCCACCACCGGUUACUACAGCACAACACAGAAAACCGAUAAUACUUUGGGAAGCAAAUGGGUCAAGAUCACAACAGGACUUGGUCGCUUGCCAACUGAAUGUCCUGGUUACAUGUCGUGUGGUACACGGAAUCCAGGUUGGAUGGAGGGAGAACACCCCGUCCCCGCUGACAGAGUGGUGGACAGGAAGGUUUGCUUCUUAACCAGCACUAAAGGAAACUGUUGUGCUGCUUCCAAGAAUAUCAAGGUGGUAUCUUGUGAAAGGAACAACAAACAGUUCUACCUCUACAGACUAGUCACCACGACUCACCUUUAUGGCUACUGUAUUGACGAGUCACCAGAUGAUGUGUGUAAUAUCCCUGAUUCCUCUAUAAAGCACUUCACUGACCAGAGACACGGAACCGGUCACUAUAACGACGCAUCAUUCCUUGCUGACUACCGAGUUUACACGAUCCCCUCAUGGAUGGAAGUGAACAUCCACAAGAAUAUACUUGUUCACCAGCCCCCUGUUCAGUACUUCUGUGGAGCUAUCUACGCUGGUUGGGUUGAGGAUCCUGCUCCUGGACCUAAUGAGGGAGUUAUUGACAGUAGGGCCUGCUACAGGGACUCUAUGGCUAAUGAACAGUGUUACCAGCCCAUGCCUCUCAAGAUGAAGAACUGCAAUGGUAAGAUGAGGUACCUGUACGCUCCAGUACGUCAUGAUAAUAGGAAAAUGUGUGUAGAGGAGGACGUAUGCGAUGCUAACAGCCACGAGGUAUUUGACGGAGAAACAUGGAGACUAGCCUACACAAAGACAGAAGGAACUGACUACAAGAAGGAUUACAGGAAAAUGGAAAUCUCUCCCUACAGAGGAUGGUUCAGAUUCACAGGAGUGGGAGACAACAAGAUAACGGAGAUACAGCAGGAGUACCAGUCCUGUGGUACCCAAUACCCAGGAUGGAUGUUGACAGCGCACCCUUCUGCUGAGGAUGGGGUUGUUAAGAGGACUAUUGCCUUCACUACUACUGCCACUAAUUAUAAUGGCCAGCGGGCUGACAUAUACGUCAAGAACUGUGGUAGCUACAUGGUUUAUAACAUGAACUUUAACUGGUGGAAUAAUUGGGGACUGUGUAUUGAUACUGAUGUAUGCAAGGCCGACGUUGCUGAACUCGACGAGGGUCACCGACUUGUGAACGCUUGGGGCAAGAUCGCCCAAACAGAUGACCGCUCCCUGCCCCGUGGGUGGUACAGGUUCACAAACGGAUUCGAGAAGAUGCCUGAGAAGUGCCCUAUUGCUGAAUCUUGUGGAUCUCUCAAACCAGGUUACCUGUCCCAACCACAUCCUGAUGUAGGAGAGGGUAUAGUGGAGAGGAAGGUGUGUUUCGGAGAUGCUGAUCAGUGCUGCUCCACCUCUAGAGAUGUGCUGGUCAAGAACUGUGGUGCUCACUUCGUCUACAGGCUCUACCCUACUACUACCUAUGAGAAAUACUGCGUGCAGGAGGGCGUUACUUCCAUGUGUAACGCUGACUUAUACACUGAGCUGGACGAGGAGUGGAGAGGUGAGACUAAUGUGUACGAUGCCACUGCUAGACAUGACGACACCCAGCUAACACCAGGAAACUGGUACCGCUUCACUGCAUUCCUGGGUAAAAUGCCGGAAUACUCCAUGUCUAUCAACAGCUGUGGGUUCGUCUAUCCUGGUUAUCUGCAAGGAACUCACCCUACCCGACAAGAAGGAAUCAAAAACUACAAUAUCUGUUUCUCGACGAGUAUGACAAACGAAGGGCAGGCCUGCAAGUUUGCCAGAGUUAGGAACUGUGGUAGUUACUACGUUUACCAGAUGCAGAAACCAGCCAACUAUAAUUACGGUUUCUGUGUAGCCCAGGACCAGUGCAAGGACGCUAGAGAGUUGGAUGAUAGGUGGAGACUUAUUAUUAAUCCUACAAUCAGAUCUCAGAGUAACUCUAACGAUAAUACCGUUAAGAAGGGCUGGUACAGACUUACUGUUGGACACGGUACUAUGCCCACCUACCAGCCUGACAAUAACUACGGAGGUGGAGCGUACCCGUCCUGGAUGGAGGGAGAUCUGCCAGCACCUGAAGAUGGUGAGGUGGAGAGGACAGCUAAGUUUGGCUCAACUACACACGUCAUCAAGAUCAGAGUAAAGGACUGCGGAGACACUACGUAUACUGGCUCCAGCCUACUCCUAACUACCACUACGUGUGGAGUGUUGAUACUGAUGUGUGCUUGCACGCUAACCCACUAUCAGAGGAGUGGAGGAACCAGUUUUACGUGUCCGAGUCACAAGACGACCUACACACCGACUACAACAAGGGUAAGGAUUGGUACAGAUUCACUACUGGAUUCCAGAUGAUGGCUGAGAAGCCUCCUGCCCCUCAGUACUCGUGUGGUGCCAAGCGUGCUGCUUACAUCAACCAGGGUCACCCUAACGUCGAGGAGGGAGUGGUUACCAGAGAAGUGUGCAUAAAGACUGACAGCGAGGGGCUUAACCAGGCGUGUACUAGUAAGGAGAAUAUACGGGUGAAGAACUGUGGAGAUUACUACGCUUACCAGCUUAACCCUGUGGUCCAGGACAUGGCAUACUGUGUAUAUAACCGAAAGACCUCGUGUGAGCCUAAAGUAGUCCACGCUAAAUACGGAGAACUGGCCGUGGUCAACUGUACCCUCAACUCGGAGAAAGAUUUCGAUUCCAGCGAGGUGGAGUGGACCAAGUUAAACUCGGUUAAACUGCCUGCUGACGGUCUCAGUAACAUAGAAAUGUCAGACGACAAAAUGUUGCUGAACAUCAAUAAUAUUGCUGAUCAGAACGCGGGAGUGUACGCUUUGUUUAUACCCAGCACUGAAACCAGCGAACUAGUAGAGGUCAUCUUGUACAGUGCUGUUGAAGCUGGUAAGAAGUUCUACACAGUUAAAGAGGGAGGAGAUGUUACUAUAAAUGUUGAGAUUAACGUUGUACCAACACCAGCUGCGGAUAAGAUUACCUGGGUUAAAGUGCCCAACAAGAAGUUGAACGGAGACAGAUACUCGCUGAGCGAGGACAAGACAUCACUAACUAUCACGGGAGUUACUGCCAAGGAGGCUGGAACAUACAGAGUGUCGGUGAAGUUCGAAGUGGGUGGUAAGAAGUUCAACAAAUCCUCAGACGUUAUUGUUCAACUAGAAGAAGAGGAGGAGGAGGAAGAAUCCGGCCUUGUCAUGUAAACAUUUUUAUGGACAUUUCUGAACAUUUGACACAUUUGGGAGAGAUUUAACACUGUUUUUAAAAUAUCAUAUUUAGAUACAUAUGCAAUUGAACUUUUAGAUUAUUUUUAGACAAGCAUUUACAUAAAUUUAUUUUCGUUGUGUUAAGAUCAAUUCUCACUCAUUUUCAAAAGCAAUUCAAAAA